Prunus armeniaca (apricot) is the source of this 1518-nucleotide messenger RNA. NCBI's taxonomy places the organism in Eukaryota, Viridiplantae, Streptophyta, Magnoliopsida, Rosales, Rosaceae. The record is from the annotation of a GenBank genome assembly.
AUGGCACUCCAAUUAGGAUAUUGGCUCUUAGGAAAUUAUUUUCUGCAACUAAUUGGCUUUGCAUUGGCAAAUAUCCAAGCCACCAUUCCAGUUACACCCAGUCAAUAUGACACUGCUUUUCUCAACAGAAGCAGUUUUCCAGCUGGGUUCAUAUUUGGCUCAGCUUCAUCUUCUUACCAGUAUGAAGGGGCUGCAGGAGGAGGUGGUAAAGGACCAAGCAUAUGGGAUACCUACACCCACAAACAUCCAGAAAGGAUCCAAGAUGGCAGCAACGGAGAUGUGGCUAUUGAUGAAUAUCACCACUAUAAGGAAGAUGUGGAGAUUAUGAAGAACAUGGGGUUGGAUGCUUAUAGAUUCUCUAUCUCAUGGCCAAGAUUGUUACCGAAUGGAAAGCUAAGCGGGGGCGUGAACGAGGAAGGAAUCAACUACUACAACAGUUUCAUCAACGAACUCCUACACAAUGGUCUAAAGCCAUUUGUAACCCUCUUCCACUGGGAUCUUCCCCAAGCCUUAGAAGACGAAUACGGUGGUUUCUUAAGCCCUCAUAUUAUAAAUCACUUUCGAGACUAUGCAGAGCUUUGCUACAAGGAAUUUGGUGAUCGGGUAAAAUACUGGAUCACAUUGAAUGAGCCAUGGAGCUAUAGUGUUGGUGGUUAUGCAAAAGGGGAGUUCGCACCCGGACGAUGUUCUGAUUGGCAGAAGCUAAAUUGUAAUGGUGGGGAUUCAAGUACAGAACCAUAUGUGGUGGCACACAACCAGCUCCUCGCACAUGCAACUGCUGUAGAAUUGUACAAGAAGAAAUAUCAGGCAUCUCAAAAGGGUCUGAUAGGGAUAACGCUAUUGUCACAUUGGUUUGCAGAGCCAAUAACAAGUGGUGACUAUCCGCACAGUAUGCGGUCUCUUGUUGGAAAUCGUCUACCAAACUUCACGAAAGCAGAAUCUAAAUUGCUAAAUGGGUCAUUUGAUUUUCUUGGAUUAAAUUACUAUACUACUUAUUAUGCAGCCUAUGAAAGCCAACAAAAUUCUGUAAAUGCAAGCUACUUGACAGAUGCUCGUGCUAAUUUUUCAUUUGAGCUUAAUGGGGUCUCUAUUGGUCCAAAGGCUGCUUCAGAUUGGCUAUAUGUUUAUCCAAGAGGAAUUGAAGAUCUUUUACUCUACACAAAGAGAAAGUAUAAUGAUCCAAUCAUUUACAUUACGGAGAAUGGGAUUGAUGAGUUCAGCCAUCCAAAAUUGUCACUUGAGGAAGCCCUUAAUGAUAGCCAGAGAAUUGACUACUACUAUCUCCACCUCUAUUACGUUCGACGAGCCAUCAAGCACGGUGUCCAUGUUAAGGGAUUCUUUGCAUGGUCUCUGUUGGAUAAUUUUGAAUGGUAUAGUGGUUACACUCUUCGAUUCGGUAUGAACUUCGUGGAUUACAAAAAUGGGUUGAAAAGAUACCCAAAACUCUCAGCCCAUUGGUUCAAAAAGUUCCUAAGUACUAGGGAAAUCGAAUUGCAGACGUUGUUUGUGACCAAAUAA